AUGUCCCUCUCCAUCAAGUCGAUCAAGUCCCUCGCGCCCCUCCUCGACCGCGUCCUCGUCCAGCGCGCAAAGGUCGUCGAGAAGACCGCCUCGGGCCUGUUCCUCCCCUCGGCCGCAUCGCAGUCCCCGCCUCCCGAGGGUACCGUCCUCGCAGUCGGCCCCGGUGCGCCAGGAAAGGACGGAAAGGUCGUCCCCGUCAGCGUCAAGGAGGGUGACCGUGUCGUCUUGCCUGGGUUCGGAGGUGUGCCCGUCAAGGUCGGCGAGGAGGAGUACCACAUCUUCCGGGACGCAGAAAUCAUCGCAAAGAUCUCGGAGUAA
Messenger RNA from Rhodotorula toruloides NP11, 318 nucleotides. Its product is annotated as chaperonin GroES. The transcript is spliced from 4 exons. The record is from RefSeq and is a predicted model, not a curated record. NCBI's taxonomy places the organism in Eukaryota, Fungi, Basidiomycota, Microbotryomycetes, Sporidiobolales, Sporidiobolaceae. Gene Ontology annotation, cellular component: mitochondrial matrix. Gene Ontology annotation, molecular function: ATP binding; protein-folding chaperone binding; protein folding chaperone. Bases 1 to 318 code for a protein of 105 amino acids.